This is a messenger RNA of Impatiens glandulifera, 2085 nucleotides long. RefSeq names its product serine/threonine-protein kinase BSK7-like. The record is from RefSeq and is a predicted model, not a curated record. The transcript has 11 exons. The coding region runs from base 296 to 1759 and encodes 487 amino acids. Gene Ontology annotation, biological process: protein phosphorylation; brassinosteroid mediated signaling pathway. Gene Ontology annotation, molecular function: protein kinase activity; protein binding; ATP binding. Lineage: Eukaryota; Viridiplantae; Streptophyta; Magnoliopsida; Ericales; Balsaminaceae.
AUAUCGGAAUCUCAUCAUAUCAUCAUCAAAAGUUGCCUUUUUUUUAUGAAGGCAAGAUCUUCUUCAUCCAACUGUUCAACUUUACCCAUCACCAAGAGCCAAAUCAAACCCAUCUAUCUCUUUCUAACCUUGUUUAUGAACUUGAAGGAAUGAAGAUCGAUGAAGCUUUGAUGGGUUGGUUGAAGAUUCCCAUGUUUUUGUGAAGUUUAUUGUUUAAGCUCACCAUUUGACUACAACUAGGUCUGAUUUUGACUGUAUUUGAGUCAGGGGCUGAAUCGAGUUGACUUGGAUCAGAAUGGGCUGUGAGUCUUCAAAACUCACCAGUUGUUGUUGUUUCGAUUCUGAUAUCAAUGGGAGAAAUCAAGAGACAAACAGUAAUGUUGGAAACGAGGAGAGAAGUGAGAUGGAUGGUUUGCCAUCGUUUCGUGAAUACACAAUUGAACAACUUAGGAAUGCAACUUCUGGAUUUGCUGUAGAGAAUAUUGUUUCAGAACAUGGUGAGAAGGCUCCCAAUGUAGUUUACAAGGGAAAAUUGGACAACCAAAUGCGAAUUGCUAUCAAGCGUUUCAACAGGGUUGCUUGGCCCGAUCCACGCCAAUUCUUGGAAGAGGCGAAAGCAGUCGGUCAACUCAGGCACCAGAGAUUGGUUAAUCUUCUUGGGUGUUGUUGUGAAGGCGAAGAGAGAUUACUUGUUGCAGAGUUCAUGCCCAAUGAAACUCUCGCAAAACACUUGUUUCAUUGGGAAACACAGCCCAUGAAGUGGGCAAUGCGAUUGAGGGUAGCUUUAUAUCUUGCACAAGCUCUCGAAUACUGUACCAGCAAAGGACGUGCACUUUAUCACGAUCUUAAUGCUUACAGGAUAGUCUUUGAUGAUGAUGCCAAUCCAAGAUUGUCAUGUUUUGGUCUGAUGAAAAACAGCCGAGAUGGAAAAAGUUACAGCACGAAUUUGGCUUUUACGCCUCCAGAAUAUUUGAGAACAGGAAGAGUAACACCAGAGAGUGUGAUAUAUAGCUUCGGUACACUCUUACUUGACCUUCUCAGCGGGAAGCAUAUUCCUCCAAGCCAUGCCCUUGAUCUCAUCCGGGACAGAAACAUACAAAUGUUGACGGAAUCUUGCCUGGAAGGCCAAUUCUCUAAUGACGAAGGUACUGAAUUGGUUAGAUUAGCUUCAAGAUGUCUGCAAUAUGAGCCAAGAGAGCGACCUAAUCCUAAAUCACUUGUUACUGCUUUGAUUCCUCUUCAAAAGGAGACUCAGGUUCCUUCUCAUGAGUUAAUGGGUAUACCAGCACAUGGUUCAGUAACUUUAACUUUGUCUCCACUUGGCGAAGCUUGCAUGAGAAUGGACUUAACUGCCAUACACGAGAUCGUAGAAAAGCUCGGAUAUAAAGAUGACGAGGGUGCUGCAACCGAGCUUUCGUUCCAGAUGUGGACGAACCAAAUGCAAGAGACUUUGAACUAUAAGAAAAAGGGCGACGGUGCAUUUCGCCACAAAGAUUUCAACACUGCAAUAGAAUGCUACUCACAGUUCAUUGAAGUGGGAACCAUGGUCUCACCUACAGUCUACGCCAGACGAAGCUUAUCAUAUCUCAUGAGCGAUAUGCCACAGGAAGCACUGAACGAUGCAGUCCAAGCGCAAGUAAUUUCCCCCGUUUGGCAUAUCGCGUCGUAUUUGCAAGCUGCAAGCCUCUUUGCUCUGAGAAGGGAGAACGAGGCGCAAAUAGCACUCAAUGAGGGCUCCAUAUUAGAAGAAAAGAGAUAGUUGCUGCUUCAUAUAUGUAUAUCCAUCUUUCAAAAAAGAAAAGUAAAAAAGGAGAAACUUGCAUUAUUCUAACCCACAAAGUCCACCUUUUUAAUCAAGUUUGCUCCAUGUUGAAUCAAUUCUUUCUCUACAUUUUAUUGGAUGUUUUCUUCUCUUUUUUUUUUUGGCUAUUUAUUGCAAUAAUUUGCAGUACAAGUUGGGUUUGUCUUUUUUUUUUUUCUAUGUGAGUGACAAACAGUCAUGUUUGCUUCUUAUUUUUCUUGCAAUUUCUUGUAAUUUAUGUACUAUAUGGGUUUCUUAAUCAUGUGAAAUUGUGAAUUGAUGAU